Pseudomyrmex gracilis is the source of this 4281-nucleotide messenger RNA. It is a transcript of the gene NFAT, whose product is annotated as nuclear factor of activated T-cells 5-like. The transcript is spliced from 10 exons. Gene Ontology annotation, cellular component: transcription regulator complex. Gene Ontology annotation, molecular function: RNA polymerase II cis-regulatory region sequence-specific DNA binding; DNA-binding transcription factor activity, RNA polymerase II-specific; transcription factor binding. Lineage: Eukaryota; Metazoa; Arthropoda; Insecta; Hymenoptera; Formicidae. The record is from RefSeq and is a predicted model, not a curated record. Gene Ontology annotation, biological process: regulation of transcription by RNA polymerase II. Bases 185 to 4246 code for a protein of 1353 amino acids.
UUUUUUUUUUUUGUUUUUUUUUUCUAUUUAUAUAAAGCACUCUUGUAAAAACGUGUGAACAAAAAUGAGCAAAGAACCCCGAUCUCGUUAAAAUCGUUUAGUGUGUUGUAAGCAAGACACUUGUUGUAUGCCAAGAACGGCGUGACCGCAAAAAGGUUCCGUAGAUUCUCUCAGAGGGGGCCUGAUGGCACCCGAUCUGGAGAAGAGGCGCCAAGAAUUAAGGAGAACUAGCAGCGUGACCUUAGAUCAUGUUAACGAUCAUCUGGGCAUGCUCUUGCAAUACAGAAGCGUGGGCGGCACGUUGACCGACGUUUAUCAUCAUGGUGGUAACGCAGGUGGAACGUCAUCAACGGUGACAGCAUCGUCCGUAUCGAGAAGCACCGCAACCAAUCGCACUCACCCUGUAACUAAAAGGGUAGUAAAUCCGCAACGACAGCAACAGCAACCGCAACGCCAACAGCAGCAGCAGCAGCAACAACAAGAACAACAAUCACAACAAAAAAAACAAAGCUCACUAUCUAGACCAUCACUGUCGUCAUUGUCGUCUUUUAGUGGUGUCACUGUGAGAAACUCGGAUGAGCACGGAUCUUCUAGAACGACACAGGAUAACGAUAACUCAAACGAUUCUGGCCUUGGAUCUGAGGAACGUCAACAACAUUUUAGUAACAUCAACCUUUGGAACGGCGUUGGCGAAGAAGACUCAAAGAGGAGAAAAAUGGAUAUCAAGUUGGAAUCCGAGGACGCAAACUUUGCAUUUCCGGAAGUGGCACCCGGAACCAAUCCUGAAAAUAAGUCCACGUCCACUAGAACCGCUAUAAAUGGAAUUAAUUUGGGAGCGAUAUCCGGUGCCAGAACCGGAUCCGCGAACUCUGUGAGCAGAGUCAUAGGGGUUACAAGACCGCGACCUGCUAUGGGCGUACUGACCAAAAGAGCAGCGAUCGCUCAUCAAGGACCUGUCACCCUCACCUCGCAAUUAUCCAACAUUUCUACCGAUGGUAAGACACAACUGCAGAUUGUCUGUCAACCCGAGCAACAGCAUCGAGCGCGUUAUCAGACGGAAGGUUCGCGGGGUGCAGUGAAGGAUCGCAGUGGCAACGGUUUUCCUAUUGUUCGACUGAUCGGUUACGACAAGCCGACGACCCUGCAAGUAUUCAUUGGCACUGACCUGGGCCGAGUUUUGCCUCACAUGUUUUAUCAGGCCUGUCGGGUGAGCGGCAAAAACUCAACACCCUGCGUGGAACGAAAAAUCGAUGGCACGAUCGUGAUCGAAAUCGACUUAGAGCCCUCUAAAGAUAUUACGUGCGACUGCGUAGGCAUUUUAAAGGAGCGCAAUGUCGACGUAGAGCAUAGAUUUCCUCAAGAAGCCGGCCUUCUUCAAGGUAGAAGCAAGAAAAAAUCCACGCGCUGUCGUAUGGUUUUUCGUACGUCUAUCACGCAUGCCGACGGAACCACAGAAACGUUGCAAGUCUGCUCGCAGCCAAUAGUUUGUACUCAACCACCUGGAAUUCCGGAAAUUUGCAAGAAAUCAUUGACAUCUUGCCCGUGUACCGGAGGAUUAGAACUUAUUAUACUGGGCAAGAAUUUUCUGAAAGAUACUCGAGUGGUCUUUCAACUGGACAGCGACAAUAUAUCGAACAGCCUGGAACCACACUGGGAAUGCACUGUGCUUCCGGAUAAGGAAUAUCUACAUCCAGCGCACUUGGUGUGCGUAGUGCCUGCCUAUCGCAGACAAGAUCUAGCGCCUACAGAAACUGUCAGCGUCAAAAUGUACGCGGUGUCUUCUGGAAAAACUAGCGAACCGCACACUUUUCUUUACACAGCGGCUUCCACUCCCCCGCAACCGUCCGUAGGCAAGGUCGAGUCCAUCUCACCUCCGCUGAUAAAUGGUGAUGCUGCUCUCGUCACAUCUUCCACCGCGGUGCCACUGGCUACAGCUGUAGCAUCCAACACUUUAAUAACGCAAACAACUGCCGGACCAGCGAGUUUUUUGACGAAUCCUCCGACUCAACCGCAACAAAAUACUUCUUCGGAGAUUCUGAAAAGUGAUCCCAGUUCACCGCCGACGGGAACAUCUCAGGUCACUCCCGUGAUGAUGUGGACUUCGCAAUCCUCCAAUUGCCAUCCUCCAAACUCGCCUCCGGACGUUAUGAUGCCGCCACCAGCGCUCGUGACAAAUCCACUAAUGAAUCGACGAUCUUCGUCGAAUCUUCAGUUGAUUCUUCCAGACAAUUUGAAGACAGAAGUACUAGACGAGAAUAGCGAAAACAGUAUGCUGAGUGAAAAUAGUAUGCAGAGCAUUCCGACACCAACAGCAGUCGCGAACGGACCGACGUCGGUCACUUCCCCACUUCAACAGCUGGUCAACGAAAACUCGAGAGAAGCUACACCCUCGCAAACCGAUAUCAUCAGGACUGUCACUGUCGCAACGGCCGGCAACAGUCCGGUACGAGAAGUGGCGGUAAACGGUCUUCUUGGAGUGGUAGAUCUAAUACACAAUCAGCAUUCUUUGUCGAUGGUAACUGCGCAUCAUCCGACUUCUUUUGGAAGUGAAUUUGGAGGUAUGCACGAAUCAACCCAAGUUCAAGUUCUCAGUCCUCAUCGCCUCAAGGACACCAAUGUUUUGCCGACUGAAAAUAGCUCUAAUGGAACUGCUCUUCAGAACAGCGGUGUAGUGGAUCUUCGUAUGAAACAUCACCAUCAUCAGCCAGAUUUCGGCACGCUGUCAAGUUUUCCCGUCACUUCCGGAACACAGCCGUUAUCCAGUUCUGGCAAUCACGUAGUAGACAAGUUCUUGAAUCACAUGGAUUCUUCAGUAACUACCACCGAGGAAUCUGACAAUGAGAACGGAUUUGCCAUUCAACAACAGCAGGCUUCUAUUAUCUCGGGAAGCAGUCAGCAGUCAACGCCUUCGCCGGGAAUUCUGGCCAAUACAGGACAAACUUCGGUAAAAUUAGAUGCUUUAGUAAAUUCCGCAGCUGAACAAAUGGUGACUCCGUUGCGCUCGGUAAACCCAAAUUCUACCACGAUAUUAAGCCACGUGACGUCGGAACACGAAGCAAUUAGUAAUAGUCAGCAGACCAGUCCGCCGAUUCCGGUAAAGUUGCUGGAAGCGUUAAUACCAGCGCAGACGGUACAACCUUUAGCAGCAGCUCCGAGUGCGACGGCGGUAUCACCUACCGCGACAGUAGAACCAACAGGAGAGAGUCUAAUGACUACUAUCAAUGCGGCACUAUUACCGCAGUUGCCGGAAACGCCAGUCAAUGCAACAACUGCCACGUCAAAUUCUACAGUUACUGCUAAUACAAUACCAACAGUUGCAGCGGAGCACAUGCAGCAAAUUCAAGCGCUCACGCAGCAAGAUGUGGUCGCGAUGCAACAGCAAGUGCAGCAAGUAGAGCAACUAGCGCAGGCGCAGCAACAGGUCGAGCAAGUCGUUGCGCACGCGCAGCAACAAGCGGUGCAAGCGGUACAACAAGCUCAGCAACAAGUGGUGCAGCAAGUCGUGCAACAUGCUCACGUUGUACAGCAAGCGGUGCAGCAGGUACAAGCCGUACAGCAAGUUCAAGCGACUGAGUUGGUUCAGCAAGCGGUACAACAAGCGACUCAAGAAGUAGUACAACAAGCAGUACAACAGGCAACGCAGGAAGUUGUACAGCAGGUUCAUGCAGUGCAGCAAGCUGUCCAACAAGCUCAAGCUGCACAAGUUAUGCAACAGGCGGUUCAACAAGACAUGUGUUCCAUGUUAAACCAACCCGCAGGUUUUGUAGCUGAAGCGAGCUCUGUUUUAGCAAGCGGUGCUGCUCAGGAAAUCUCGCAGCAACGACUAACCAACGAGGCGGAACAGGCUAUCAAUAACGUUAUCACAAACGCCACAAAAGAUAUCCUCAACAAUCGGUCUAUCACAACGACUACUGCUCACGCGAUUAUCGCCACGAAGAAGAUUCUGAGCAGCGUGGCGACUCAAAGCGCACAGCUGAUGAACAAUGCGAUGGAAGGAAUUCUACCAAAAUCGCCACCAACGCAAAACAAUAUCGUCGAGCAAGUUGCCAGUAAAUCACCACCCGUCGCACUUCCGGUUACUCCGAAUCGCCAGGCUGUGAACGCCCCUAUUCCCAAUCCCGCCGCGACCACAGUGGUCAAGAAGCCAGAAGACGGAAUGCUGCCGCAAGAACUCACAUCAAUGUCGGAUCACGAUCUUUUGAGUUACAUAAAUCCGAGCUGCUUCGAGCAGAAUUUUCUUUUGUAGUACUGCCGUGUUUCAAGUGAAAAAAAAAAAAAAAA